CUAAAUUCCAAAAAAUAACCCGAACAAGGGAAACGUCAACGUCGAGAAAAAAAACACUCCUUUUGUCCCAAGAUCGGAAGGGGGUUCACAAGGUGUCAGCAGAAACGUAUAUAAACAGUUUCUUUAUCUCCCACAGAAAUUUCAAUGGAACCCGAAGGGCAACGAACGUCCUCAAAUCCCUCGGCAGUACUUGCUGCUCUCUUGUCCAAAAGAGCCAAACUUCAUGAAGAUCUCCGAAACCUCGAAAAACAGGUUUAUGACAUGGAGACUAUUUACCUGCAGGAUCCAAGUCAAUGUGGAAAUGUACUAAAAGGUUUUGAAGGAUUUUUAUCAUCGUCUAAGAGUACUAGCUUCUUGAAACGGUCCAGGAAGUUUCAACCUGAAGAUAGGCUCUUUUCUUUAUCCUCUGUCACCUCACCGGCAGCUGAGGAACAGGCUCUUGGUCGGGAUGGUGGAGGGAUAUCUGCCAAUGGCCCAGGUAGACAAAGGAAGGGCAGGGGAGGUCCAAGAGAUGCAAAGAGAAUGAGGCAUUCAAGUGAACCAGACUAUGAUUAUGAAGAUGAUCCAGAUCUAAUGUAGGUUUAUCAAUCUGGAAUGAUGACAUUGAUCGUUUUUGACAUGUACAAAUAUAUUUGGCGGCCUAGAAUUGUAUUUCUUUAGCAUUGACUGGUCAUUAUGUCGUAUUGAGUCACCCCAGGAACAGCAGAUUAAAAAGAAAUUGUAUCCCGGGUGAAUAUUUUGUUUCUCUGUUGCUAUUAUAUGUUUUUGACAGCAACAUUAUAUGAAUGUUUUGUUUUCCU
Messenger RNA from Capsicum annuum, 800 nucleotides. RefSeq names its product chromatin modification-related protein MEAF6. Lineage: Eukaryota; Viridiplantae; Streptophyta; Magnoliopsida; Solanales; Solanaceae. The record is from RefSeq and is a predicted model, not a curated record. The transcript is spliced from 6 exons. Gene Ontology annotation, cellular component: histone acetyltransferase complex. The coding region runs from base 145 to 579 and encodes 144 amino acids.